AUAUGGAUUUGAACAGUUUUUGGUUUACUGUUAACCAAAAUGAAGUUGUACGCCAUUUUGUUACUGGUGCCAUUUUGUUUUGGUGGCAUCAUCCACCCAGAAGAUAGUUCUCAAGAUGAAACUUCUCCUGAAUACGACAACGGCGCAUUUGAAGAUGAAAAUUCUUCUGAAUAUGAAAAUCGCACUAUGAUUCCCGUGAGAGGAAUAAUAGAUAGGCCACCAACAUUUCCCGUAAUGCGUAAUUCUCAUUAACAAUGGUCGUAUGUAGUCUCAAAAAUUGAUAAUUUUAACGCAAACUCCGGUACAUACAGACAGAGGUUUAUCUACAACACACAAUUUGCUAAACCUAAUGGUCCUAUUUUCGUUUACGUUGGUGGUGAAUGGACAAUCGGUGUUGGUUCCCUUAGUUCCGGACAACUUUUUGAGAUGGCGCGUGAGAAUGGCGGCGCCAUGUUCUACCUAGAACACAGAUUCUACGGAGAAAGUAUUCCCACAAGUGACUUAAGUACAAGAAACCUCGCAACACAUUCAAGUCGUCAAGCAAUUGAAGACAUCCGCCAGUUUUACAAUUGGUUACGCACUUCUGAAUUCUACAGUAAAAGCAAACUUGUCUUGAUGGGUUGCUCAUACUCUGCAUCACUUUCAAUGUUUACCAAACAGAUUUACCCGAAUAUGGUCACCGCAGUGUAUGCAACCAGUGGACCAUUACUUUCUACUUUUGAUAUGUAUCAGUACAUGGAAGUAGUGACAUCUUACAUUCGAAGAGUCAACCCACAAUGUAACAAUAUCAUCAUGGGCGCAAUCCAAACCAUGGAAAGCAUGUACCUCAACGGACAAAAAGACCGUCUACAUCAAUUAUUCUCGGUGUGCCGAUCAUCUCAAGUCCAGGAACCUUUGGACCGCGCCGCGUUCUUCCUGCGUUUCAUUUACCAUUUCGCCAAUAUGGUCCAAAGUGCAUCCAGCACCGUGACCUCUCAAUGUCAACGCUUGACCAACGCUCAAGGAACCACCAAUCUGGAUAAAUUCGUUUCCUACUUUGCUGUACCAGCUAACCAAUGUACUUCCGGAGUGUUUGCCCAUCACCCACCUGGGUUCCUCAACACCAACAAGGACCAAUCUUCUAGGUCAUGGUUAUGGCAACAGUGUAAUGAAUUCGGUUGGUUUAUCACCACUGCUGGUAAUAACCAAGUUUAUGGAUCAUCUGUACGUCCAUCAAUGCACUACGCCCUCUGUCGGGCAGUCUUUGGUAACGCAGGACAAUCAGAUGCGCAGUUGAAUGCAAAAGUAACAGCAACAAACUCCAACUACAAUGUUAAUCCCGGUAAGGGGGCGGGGCUUAAGAAUAUCGCAUUCUUGUAUAGUUCGGAUGAUCCAUGGGCACCUAUGGGGUAUAAUAUGUUGCCUAACUCACAGACGAGAAUGCUGCGUAUUGAAGGUGGUGGACAUUGUGCUGACAUGUCUAGUUCAUCUGCUAGUGAUUCAGCAAGCAUGCGCAAUGCUAAGAAUACAGCCAGGGCAUUGAUUAAACAAUGGUUGCAAUAAUUACAGAAUAAACAUGGUUUUGAUUUA
Molecule: messenger RNA, 1569 nt
Organism: Dalotia coriaria
Lineage: Eukaryota; Metazoa; Arthropoda; Insecta; Coleoptera; Staphylinidae
Product: putative serine protease K12H4.7
Exons: 6
Coding region: 427-1542 (371 amino acids)
Biological process (GO): proteolysis
Molecular function (GO): dipeptidyl-peptidase activity; serine-type exopeptidase activity
Source: RefSeq, a predicted model, not a curated record